This is a messenger RNA of Sinocyclocheilus rhinocerous, 1990 nucleotides long. Its product is annotated as CBP80/20-dependent translation initiation factor-like. The transcript has 8 exons. Lineage: Eukaryota; Metazoa; Chordata; Actinopteri; Cypriniformes; Cyprinidae. The record is from RefSeq and is a predicted model, not a curated record. Gene Ontology annotation, biological process: regulation of translational initiation. Gene Ontology annotation, cellular component: cytosol. Bases 1 to 1488 code for a protein of 495 amino acids. Gene Ontology annotation, molecular function: protein binding; RNA binding; translation activator activity.
AUGGAUUCCGUUGUGACCUUUGACCUCUGGAAUGUGGCGGUUCGCGCUUAUAUACAAACUGUACAGACUUUUUGUUUUGGCGUUUCUCAUGUGAUUUUCUCUUUCUUUCUGCAGGCUUUCCCUCCUCUGCCUAAUGAAGCUGAGAUCGCACACACGAAAAAACUGUUUCGUCGCCGCAGAAAUGACCGCCGCCGAUCCGAUCCGCCCCAGGACCAGCUGACGGUGCUGCUGCCGGCCGAGGGGAAGCGGCAAGUGUCCAGGAGACAGCAGCGCCUGCCUGGAGGAGGAGGAGGAGGAGGAGGGGCUCCUCUGAAAUCCCAGAAUCCUCAGCAGCAGCAGGGAUUGCAGCAGCAGCAGCAACAGCAGCCCAAUCAGACGCAGCAGCCCAACGCAGACCACCAAUCAGGUGCUGGCACUAAGCAUGUGGUGUGGGGUUACCAGGGCCAGCAGAACCAGGCCGGGUGGCAGGGUGGCCCGCAUCACGGCUACAGCCAGAACCGCCGCUGGCAUCAGCAUCCCAAACACCAGACGAACAGUUUCAAUCAGGGGCCCUCGGGGGCCGACAGGGGCCUCAUACGCAAUACCAAAGAGACAGAGAAUGUAAAACACGUGGAGCCGGAGCCCCACAUGGAGAAAGGAGCGAAGGAUGAGCCUGCGAAAGAGGAGAGAACGAAAGGAGACAAGGAGGAGAAGACGGAGAGUGGGAAGAUCUGCUUACUGCAGUCGUCUAAAGAGAGACUGAGGAGGAGAUUGAAAGAGAAGGAGGAAGUUCCCGUGGCGACGGCCGGACCUCAGCGGAACCGAAUGGACAGAUUGUUAGAGAUUCUGAACAGCAUGAGGAACAACAGCAGCGGCGUGGAGAAUCAGCUCACCACGUUCAUGGAGGAGGCGCAGAACUCGGCCGAUUCAGAGGAGACGCUGAACGAGAUUGUCCACACUAUUUACCGCAAGGCAGUCAGCGACCGAAGUUUUGCGGCAACGGCAGCCAAACUCUGUGACAAGAUGGCUCUGUUCAUGGUGGAAGGAACCAAAUUCCGCUCUCUAUUACUCAACAUGUUACAGAGGGACUUCACGCGGCGUGAGGAGCUGCAGCAGACGGAUGUGGAGUGCUGGCUGGGCUUCAUCACGUUUCUGUGUGAAGUGUUCGGCACCAUGAGGAGCAGCGCUGGAGAGCCGUUCAGAGUGCUGGUCUGCCCCAUAUACUCCUGUCUGAGAGAGCUGCUGGAGUCUCCGGAGGUGAAGGAGGACGCGGUGCUCUGCUGUUCGAUGGAGCUCCAGAGCACCGGCCGGUUAUUGGAGGAGCAGCUUCCUGAAAUGAUGACAGAGCUGCUGGCGGCCGUGCGGGAUAAGAUGCUGUGUCCGUCUGAGUCUCAGCUGACGCGCUCGCUCCUGAUGGAGGUCAUCGAGCUCCACGCUCACCACUGGAGCCCGCUGGAGGCGCUGACCACCGCCUACUACAACAGAACCAUCCAGAAGCUCACCGCGUGACGCACACGCACCGCUGGAGGCCCUGACCACUGCGAACCACAACACAACCAUCCAGAAACGCAUUAAGAGACACGCAAACCAACCACAGAGGCCACGGACACACUACAACACACACAAGCUUUCUGUAAUAGGAGGAUAGAAUCGGGCGUGGAUGCAUGAGACAUGAGGCAUUAUGGGAUAUGGGGCUGGGUCAGAGGUCAGAGGGUAAAAUAUGCAGAUUGAAAUGAAUAUGUACAUGUUCACACUUCACAUCUGCAUAUUCAUGAGGUGAGCCAGACGUGACAGUCAUUAGACGCACACAUGCAGACGCCAGUCACUGUCUCACGCUUUCCAGACUAAACCUCAACAGAAAGACACAGAAGAAAAUAAAUACAAAUGUAAAAAAUCAAAAGAAAACAAUUUAUUUUGCAUAAAAAUGAAGCCUAUUUUUAAUCCUUUUUUUCAUUUGUCAUUAUUUUCACAACUAUGCACAUUCCAAUCCCACCCCUUAAAAAAAAUGUAU